AUGGAGGGAGCGCUCACAGCCCGGGACCGUGUGGGGAUACAGGACUUUGUUCUUCUCGACGAAACGACAGAGGAGGCCUUCAUGAAUAACCUCAAAAAGCGCUUUGGCAACGACCUUAUCUAUACUUACAUUGGCACAUUGUUAGUAUCUCUAAAUCCGUACAAAGAGCUGGACAUUUACAACAGAAAACAAAUGGAUGUCUACAUGGGAGUAAACUUUUUUGAACUACCUCCACACAUCUAUGCCUUGGCCGAUAAUGCCUAUCACACAAUGCUGACAGAAUACAACAAUCACUUUAUUCUUAUCUCUGGAGAGAGUGGAGCAGGGAAGACCGAAGCCUCUAAGAAAAUCCUGCAGUACUAUGCAGUGAGCUGCCCGAGCACCACUCUGCUCAACACCGUUAGAGACAAGAUGCUCAUGUCCAACCCUGUGCUGGAGGCCUUUGGCAAUGCCAAAACGCUCAAAAAUGACAAUUCAAGUCGCUUUGGGAAAUACAUGGACAUCCAGUUUGAUAGCCAAGGGGAUGCAGUAGGAGGUCAUAUCCUGAAUUACCUUCUUGAGAAAUCGCGAGUUGUCCACCAGAAUCAUGGAGAGAGGAACUUUCACAUUUUCUACCAACUUGUGGAGGGGGCAGGGGAUGACCAGCUGCAGCGGCUUGGACUGGAGAGGGACUGUCAGCUCUACAAUUAUCUCACUCAAGGAGAAUGUGCCAUCGUUCCUUCUAUAAAUGAUAAAAAUGACUGGAAGACAGUCAAAAACGCUUUACAAGUGAUCAACAUAGAUGACAGUUACAAUAAUCAUUUAUUUUCUAUUGUCGCAAGCGUUCUCCAUCUUGGGAAUGUGAAGUUUACCUCUGACCUCAAAGGUCUUGCCACCCUUAAUAGCGGCAAUGAAGAGCUGCGAUGGGUGUCAAAUCUUUUAGGAGUCGAUGCUCAAAAACUCCAUGAAGGAUUCACGUUCAGAAAGAUUGAAGCCAAGAAUGAUCAGAUUCUAAGUCCGUUCACAAUCGAUCAUGCCAUCUAUGCCAGGGAUGCCUUGGCCAAAGCCAUUUAUGGAAAAACCUUCACAUGGCUGGUCAACAGGAUCAAUGAGUCCAUGGAGAACACAGAUGAAGAGUGCCUUAGGCCUGGCGAUGCUACUGAUCUUACUUUUCUUGAGCGACUGGAGGAUAAAAUGGCAAAUCAUCCCCAUUUUGUUACACACAAACUGGCAGAUAAGAUGACCCGCAAAACUCUGGAGAGAGGGGAUUUUCGUCUUUUGCAUUAUGCCGGAGAGGUCACCUACUGCGUUGUGGGAUUCUUGGACAAAAACAAUGAUCUCCUUUACCGCAACAUUAAAGAUCUUUUAUGUCAGUCUAAAAACGCUAUAAUCCAGGAGUGCUUCUCGACUUCAGAUCCAGACAACAGGAGAAGGCCUGAAACAGUGGCGACGCAGUUCAAGAGCAGCCUGCUGAAGCUGACGGAGAUCCUCAUGGCCAAAGAAGCAUGGUACAUACGCUGCUUGAAAUCAAAUGAGUCUAAGCAAAAAGGGCAGUUUGAUGAAGCUCUUAUCCGACACCAGGUGAAAUACUUGGGUCUCAUGGAGCACCUCAGAGUCAGACGUGCUGGUUUCGCUUACAGACGCAAAUAUGAUGUUUUUCUGCAAAGGUACAAACCUCUGUGUCCAGCCACUUGGCCCCAUUGGAGAGGGGACCCCGCUGAUGGAGUGGAGGUGCUUGUUCAGCAUCUGGGAUAUUUGCCAAAUGAAUACAAAAUGGGGAGAACUAAAAUCUUUAUUCGUCACCCAAGAACAUUGUAUGCAACAGAAGAUGCAUUUGAGAAGUGUAAACACGAACUAGCCUCAAAGCUGCAGGCCAAAUAUAAAGGUUACAAAGCAAAGGGAGAGUUUCGAAAACAGAAAGAGGCUGCAACAAAGAUUGAAACGUGUUGGAGAGGAGCUCAGGCUCGAAAAGAGAGGAAGAAAAGAGCCUGGGCAGUCAAAGUCAUCAAACAGUUUAUCAAAGGAUACAUGACCAGAGGCCAAGCAAAAACCACAGACAACUCAGAGUAUCUAGCUUUCGUAAGACAAAACUUUUUAAACAGACUUAAAGAAAAUCUUCCAAAAACUGUUUUGGAUAAGACAUCAUGGUACCCUCCGCCACCUGUGUGUUCAGAGCCAUCAGAAAUGCUGAAGAAACUGCACUAUCGCCUCUUGGUGAGGAAAUAUGUCAGAGGCAUCACACCACAGAGAAAAGCGCAGCUUCAAGUAAAAUAUGUGGCUAGUACACUCUUUAAGGGCAAAAAGGAGUGUUAUCCUCAGAGUGUUGCACAACCUUUUAUGGACACCAGAAUCAAUGAACAAGAUAUAAACCCAAGAGUCAUUCAAAUAAUUCGCAAUGAGCACAUUAAGUAUAGUGUACCAGUGAUCAAAUAUGACAGAAACGGAUUCAAACCACGGCCCAGGCAGCUGAUCCUCACACAGACUGCUGCAUAUGUAGUAGAGGAAGCCAAGAUUAAACAAAGGGUUCUUUACACUUCUCUUAAAGGGAUAUCAGUGAGCAGUUUGACAGAUGGCAUUGUGGUGUUUCAUAUAACUUGUGAAGACCCCAAACAGAAGGGUGAUCUUGUCAUGCAGUGUGACCACUUGUUUGAAUUUUUGACAAAGAUCAGCAUUAUUGCUAAUAAACAAAAUGCUAUUAAAGUUGUUCAAGGAAGUAUCAAAAUCGAAGUCCAAGCAGGAAAAGAGAGUGGUGUGGACUUCAGCAUUGGACAAGAGCCCAUGGUUUAUAAGGGCAAGAAUGGCCACCUCAUGGUGGUUACCACACGGAGCAGGACACGGUAA
Molecule: messenger RNA, 2820 nt
Organism: Knipowitschia caucasica
Lineage: Eukaryota; Metazoa; Chordata; Actinopteri; Gobiiformes; Gobiidae
Source: the annotation of a GenBank genome assembly